This is a messenger RNA of Wickerhamiella sorbophila, 2421 nucleotides long. Its product is annotated as Cell division control protein 4. Gene Ontology annotation, molecular function: protein binding. The record is from RefSeq and is a predicted model, not a curated record. The transcript has 2 exons. Bases 1 to 2421 code for a protein of 806 amino acids. NCBI's taxonomy places the organism in Eukaryota, Fungi, Ascomycota, Dipodascomycetes, Dipodascales, Trichomonascaceae.
AUGUCUUCUCCUACUGAGGACGGCCCGGCAAACCCGCCUCCAUCUUGCAACGAUGCAGUGCCUGACUUUCACCCGACGCCUCGCUUUUUGCAAAAGUACCACUACAAACACAACGGAGGCGUUUAUGCCUUCGACGAGUCCCAGUUGCCCAAGGACUAUGUUAUGGGCCAGCACAGACUGACCCGGCUCGCCAAUAUGCAAUCCGCCGCUAGGCUCGAGCACUCCGAAAUUCAACAGAGCCUCAUGGAACAGAUCCAAAAGCGUAAAAACGAGGCAUUGGGGCAAUCCAUUCCGCAGUCCAGGCGAAAAACCCGACGGGCUGCUGACGGAGAUCCAGACCGGCUCGACUCGCCAACCUCCCUAGCUCCGGCGGCUGCUGAUUCUUCCGACGAGGACGAUCCAUUCGUCGACCCGGCCAUCACUCCGUCCGAGAUGUCGGCCCAGACUGACGUCGCCAUGCCACCACCCCCACCACCCCCGCUACCGUCCUUGUCCCCAACCACAGCUGCCGUUGGUGCCACAAGCUUACUUUCACCGACCGCAUCCCCUAAACUGUCUCCGUACGAAACCGAAGACUCUGUACCAUGUCCACUGGUUGAUGAGCAGGUUGCUGAGCUCAUUCCGUCGAUUGUCGGUCAAUUCGACCAGCUACCGAUGGAAACCCACCGGUAUGUUCUAUACAGUCUGAUGCGCAGCUGUAACCGUAAUACCUUGUCUUCAAUGGUAUCAAUUUUGCAUUCGGCACUUCGAUGUAACAUUUUGUCCGAGUUACCUCCAGAACUGUCCUCUAUUGUUUUGGGCUAUUUGGACGCCAAAAGUUUAUGCUCAGCUACCCAGGUGUGUCGCUCUUGGUACAGACUUAUUGAUUCCGAUGAAACAAUUUGGAAGAACCUUCUGGAACAAGACCAGCUGUUCUUGACUGAUACCGACAUGAAGCGGGCCCUCACCGAAGGAUGGGGCUACUCCGGAUGGACCCGUGAUCUCAGCGAUCCGCUUCAUCGCGCCCCAGUCGCUCGUAAACAGACUACAACAGACCUUCCAUCGACUCCUGCUCAACGUAGAGUCGGUAGUCUACCGUCUUUGGCUUCUCCAUUUGCCCCUAAUUUACCCCAGGGCACUAGCAGCGGCCCCGCCAGCCCAGCAACUUGGGGCCCGCCACGCCCUCGCCCUUUGAAUGCUCUUGGAGAUCCUGUCAAUAUUUACCGAGCUAUCUACCGACGCAAGCUGUUGAUUGCCCGGAAUUGGAUGGAUCCCAACAGUAGACCUCGUCAUUUUAGCAUCCCUUGUGCUGCUAGAGAUACAAUCACUUGCUUGGAGUUCGAUGAAGACCGCAUUAUUGCUGGGUCAGACUCAAAAUCUAUCAAUGUAUACGAUACUAGAACGGGCGAGCUUUUGCACAACUUUGAUGAACACGAUGGCGGCGUCUGGGCGCUCAAGUAUAUCAACAAGGAUAUUCUGGUGUCUGGAUCAGUCGACCGCACCGUGCGAGUAUGGAGUAUUUCUAAAGCAAAAUGCACCCAUGUUUUCCGCGGCCAUACCUCCACCGUCCGCUGCUUGGACGUUGUCAUGCCCGUUCCGCAUGUUGAUCCUGAAACCGGAAACACGGUUUAUGUUCCUCCCCGUCCGGUAAUUGUCACGGGCUCUCGAGACGCUACUUUGCGCAUGUGGUGGCUUCCUGGGCCCGACGAUCCUGAAUACCACUCACCUGACGGAAAUGUCGACGACACAGAAAACCCGUUCUUUAUCCAAACGCUAAGUGGCCACCAGAACCCUGUACGAGCAAUCAAUGGCUAUGAAGAUACUGUAGUUUCGGGAUCUUAUGACAACACUGUGCGUGUUUGGCGUAUCUCCGACGGCCAGUGCCGCCACGAGCUGGUUGGCCACCAACAAAAGGUUUACAGUGCUCUUUUGGACCACAAACGGAACCGGUGCAUUUCUGCUUCCAUGGACUGGAGUGUCAAAGUGUGGUGUAUUGAAACGGGCUCUUUGUUGUACACACUCGAGGGCCAUACCUCGUUAGUUGGACUACUCGACUUGAGCCGCACCAUGCUUGUUUCUGCCGCUGCAGACUCAACUCUCCGUGUGUGGGAUCCGGAAACCGGUAUGCUUUUGCACAAGCUCGAGGGCCACCAGCGAGCAAUCACCUGCUUCCAGCAUGACGAAACAAAGGUCAUAUCUGGAUCGGAACGGACCCUCAAGCUGUGGAAUAUCAAAACUGGUGAGCUCAUUGGCGACCUGUUCAGUGGAAUUGACCUGGCGGCAAUUUGGCAGGUCGGCUUUGAUUCCCGCCGGUGCGUGUCUGCUGUCUCGCGGGAUAGCGCCUCUUUCCUCGAAGUGCUCGAUUUCGAUUACGAUCCAAACGAAGAGGAGCCCCGGCUGCACGAGAUAGAUGAGCCCAAGGUAAUAUUCAGCCAGGAAUAG